Molecule: messenger RNA, 1605 nt
Organism: Symbiodinium sp. CCMP2592
Lineage: Eukaryota; Dinophyceae; Suessiales; Symbiodiniaceae
Source: the annotation of a GenBank genome assembly
AUGAUUUCCUUAGUGAGGCGGUGGGCCUCGCACCUCAUCCGCGAGCACGCGCGGGCCUUCAUCAAGGACGUUCCAAGAGAGCUGCUGAACUUUUCCUUUUCGAGCUGGUCCUUGGAGUUGGAGAGAAUUGACCUCCAGGAGCAAGCGUUGGAGCAUCUUGGCGUCUUCCUCCCGCUGCAGGUGAAGGAGGCUUUCCUCGAGGAUGUGGUGAUUUCUCUGCGAUGGGGGUCCUCGGGCAGCGUGUCCAUCCAGGCAAGACGAUGCGUCAUCAAGACGGCCGUGCGUCCGUACCAGGAUUGGAUUGAGACUUGGCGUGCAGCGCCUGACCUAUCCGGCCGGGAUGCAGCCAAGAGAUUCAAGGCGGCUGCCCUACGAGAACACGAGGAGGAGGUCUUAGCGCUUGCUCGGAGGCAACUCGGGCUCGAGCCAAAGGGGCAGGGCUCCGCGCUUUUCAUGCCGGAUCUCGAGAUCACCCUUGGUACAGGUGCUGAGGAGGCAGAUAGCUUGCAGCUGGAGAUCGAGGAUACGCAGGCAGACGCCCGGGUUCCGCUGGCCAUCAGCUUGAGCGGACGGCUGGCUUUCAACCUCUCCCUCCGGCAUCUGGCGAGCCCGAAGUACCCGGCUUGGCGAUUAGACCUGAACUUCUUUGAUGUCGCGCUCGGCUGUGCACUGGGGGCGGAGACCUCGGAGCCCAUUCUGGGCCCUUGCGAUCUGCUUUGCGUGGAGCUGGCUUUCGCGAAGCACGGGAAGGUCUCGCCCGAGGAAGUUCCAGACUGGCCCCAGCGACUGCUGCAUGCCCCCGCAGUCUUGGAGGAGCGUUCAAGCUUGGCGCCCACACUCCCGACCAUCCACCUGGCGAUCGGCAGCGCGAGGCCCUGCCCUCUCCGCGUCUCCCUGGACCAACUGGGCGCCCUGACGAAGCACGGGCUCAGUUGGGGCCGAUGGUUCGCGCUGAAAGAGGCGCUGCUGGUUGAUCUUGAUGAGGAGGUGAUCCCGCUGGCCUGGUCUGAAGCAGGCGCGGCGCGCUACCGCCAAAGCUGGCUCUCGAGCCUCCCCCGCCGUCUGAAUGCCGAGGAGGCGAAGCGCCAGCCAGAGACGGCCGCGGAGGGAAGCCGGAGCCGCAGCGACGAGGCGGAGGAGGAAAGCAUGCUGCUGUGCGAGGAUCCGAAAUUGGCAGAGUUUGAGUCAGCGGGACUUCUUGGUGAAAUCCUCCGGGAGCGGCGCAUCGCGCUGCUGCAGAGCAGCGAGGAAAGCACACCGGCGAUGAUCUUCUCAGCGCUCCUGGGUGCAGUGGCCAUGAGCAGGUUCGGCAAGAUUCAAGAUCUUGGGCCAGACAACCUAGGGGUAAGAAUGGUGCGGGGCCAACAGGUCGGGCAGCUGGUCUUCAUUGACGGUCCGGUGGAGCUUUAUGAGAAUAGCAACCAGUUCCUUCUCGUCUCUCCUGCGCCCGACAGCGAGACUUCUCGCAUUUGCGUCCAGUUGGGCCUGGACAAGCACCCUGACCUGCCGCCCACGCACCUCGCGGUGGAGCGCUUGGUGGAGCUGGAAGAUUGCCACCUCCUCACGUGCCUCCGGCUUGCUCUUUGCAGAUCGUCAGAGCUUUGA